Messenger RNA from Tribolium castaneum (red flour beetle), 4212 nucleotides. RefSeq names its product Nucleoporin 154kD (gene Nup154). Bases 185 to 4111 code for a protein of 1308 amino acids. Gene Ontology annotation, molecular function: structural constituent of nuclear pore. The transcript has 13 exons. NCBI's taxonomy places the organism in Eukaryota, Metazoa, Arthropoda, Insecta, Coleoptera, Tenebrionidae. Gene Ontology annotation, biological process: transcription-dependent tethering of RNA polymerase II gene DNA at nuclear periphery; protein import into nucleus; RNA export from nucleus. The record is from RefSeq and is a predicted model, not a curated record. Gene Ontology annotation, cellular component: nuclear pore inner ring; nuclear pore.
GCGUACAGUAGGUUGGUAUGAUAAACAGCUUUUACCGACUGUGUUUGUAACUGUCAUCAUUUUCAAGUUGAAUGUUAAAAAAAGACUAGAUAACGAAACAAUACUGUAAAUUUUAACACUGUUACUUGUUAGGAAUAAAUCAAGUUUUUAUAUUUCGUAUUUGUAGGUUAGAAUAAGCGGCAAAAUGGAUAACACUCAAUUUCCAAUCCAAAAAAUGGAAGUAGCAGCUCGAAACGUCGAUAAAUCCCUAGCCAUUGACUGUGCUGCUCCGACUUUACUUGAUUUAAUGAAUAUACACCCACCUCAGACUGCCACUGCCAGUGGUUUAACUGACCACGAUUAUCCCGUCCUAAGCGGGGCUCCUCACGCUUUAAACAGCAUGAUUCAAAUCAAAACUGCCAAUAAAGUACCACUGCCACCCGAAAUUUUGGAACACUUUAACCACAUUCAAUGCCAUUGCAUGAUGGGGUUAUUCCCCGAAAUUAAGCGAGCGUGGUUAACCGUCGACAGCGAUUUUUACGUCUGGUCGUAUGAAGACAACACAGACUUGGCGUACUUUGACGGUUUGAAUGAAACUAUUUUAAGUGUCGGUUUAGUUAAGCCAAAGCCUGGCGUUUUCCACGCCUUCAUUAAACACUUACUGGUUUUGACGACUGCUGUUGAUAUUGUUGUUUUGGGGGUCACGUUCACCGCGGGCCUCAAUGGCCCUUUUGACGAAAUACAGUUGAUACCAGACCCUGUUUUUACCGUACCAACUGAUGGUUCGACAAUUACUGCCAUCAUGGGCACGUCUCUAGGCCGGUUGUUUUUGGGGAGUAAGGAAGGGUGUCUCUUCGAAAUUGUUUAUCAAGCCGAAAGUGGGUGGUUUGGAAAACGGUGUAAAAAAAUCAAUCACUCGACUAGCGCUCUGUCGUUUCUUGUUCCCUCGUUUCUGAAUGCGUUGAGUGAGGAAGAUGGGAUUGUUCAAAUAGCUGUUGAUAACAGUAGACACGUUUUGUAUCUACUGACUGAAAAAGGCUCAAUAGAGGCGUACGAUUUGGGGAUAAAGGGUGACUCCUUUAGUCGAGUCACUAAAAUCGCACAAUCGACUCUUGUCAAUCAAGCUGUGAAUAUUGUAAAGACUUUGGACAGCCAAAACUUUCGACCAAUCGUCAGUAUUUCGGCAGUGGAAGCUUCAGAAUCGCAUCAGAUUUAUUUAGUUGCCGUAACUCAGACUGGAGUUCGUUUUUACUUGACUACACAUACCCUCGUCAAUGUUCCCCCAAACCAAAGACCCUACACCUUGUAUCUGCUACAUGUGCGUUUACCUCCGGGUUAUUCAGCCAAUAUUACCAUAAGGCCUAGGGCUGUACACAUUGCACAUCACAGCGAUAGAAACCUACUUCUUUUAUCAACAGUCAACGAAAAAGACGUGCUUUGGUGCGUUAGCUCAGAUCUGUUUCCCUUCAGCCAAAAUUUAAUGGAAGCUUACACCACAAUCAGCUUAGACGGACCAGCGUUAGCUCUAGCCGAGGUUCGUCAGGAAAGCCCCCUUGCUGCUAUAACUCAAGAAGGGAUCCCUUUAGUGGUGCGCCAGCACUCGGAACCACCGAAAAAAUACGUCGUGCUGACAUCACAAGGCGUUUACAUUUUUUCAAAAAUGCGUCCUGUUGAUAUUUUAAGACAGUUACUGGACGAAAGUCAGGGCUUGGAUAACGACAACGUUAAGGCGUUUUUCAUGAUACAAAAAGAGGACCAGGCUUGUGCCACAAGCCUCAUAAUUGCGUCUUUGGACGUUGAUGAAAAUCUAGAACUGGCUGAAUACGCAACUCGGGUGUUUUUCCUGUAUGGGGGAGAGCCCAGGCUGGGGGCCCUCGGCACAAUGAGCCAAACGAAUUUAUUUACAGGGGCUUCCCCGUUUUCGCCAAAUGUGGUGUCAACGCCGGCCCCCCACCAUUUCCAACAGCCCCCACAACCGUCCAGCUUCACCUACCACCCGCCUUUUGACGCCAACAACCCGUUCGUGUUUUCGGCCAAACAUAACGGACUUUACUUGUACUUUGGCAGGAUUUUACGACCGAUUUGGAACCGCAAAUGUAUCGAAAAGUUGUGUUUAGACGGCAAAAAUAUCGUGAACGCUAGCACUAUAACAAGUGACCACUGUCGCUGGAUUUUAAACUAUCUAACAACUCUGCAUAAUUUUCUCCUAACAAACACCCAAUUAGCAGUGUGCGAAAACUCGAGUCAACACUUGGACACAACACUAAACAUCUCCAAGUUUAAUGCAACAAAUCGCCUGAAUCACACCAUUCAAGAUGCGCAAGUUGAGGAGCGCUUAUCACUAAACUCUCUCAAAUUGUUCGUGUGCCACUGUUGCCAAGUCAUGGGACUUUGGCGGAUUUUAUGCGAACACCAGUUCCAUGUUCUGAUCGGUUCGUUACCAGCGAACCAUCAGACUAUUUUACAAGAUACCACUUUUAAAGACCUGUUCUUGUACGGACAAGACAUUUGUUCCUUGCUGAUCACCACUUUGGUUGAUAGUUAUCUGGGUGAUAACGCCUCAGUCGACUCGAUUAGUACCAAGUUGAGAGAAGUUUGCCCACAUUUGUACAAAAUCGAAGAUGCGGCAUUUUCGAAAGCCAACGAAAUGCUGAAAUCGUCCCGAAACAUACAAAACGUUGACGAAAAGGAAGAAAUGGUCAUGAAUGCACUUGAAUUGUGCAAAUCUAUCGCACCAAACAUUAAUUUACCGGGGAUUUGUAAACAAUUUGUUACGCUUAAAGCCUAUCAUGCUGUCAUUGACUUGUGCAUAACUUGUGCCAAAAAAGUCGAUCCGGAUAACAUAGCGCAGCAUUUUUAUAAAAAUGAUUCGUCCGUUGCGGACCAAGAAGGCCGAGAUUUCUACCACAAAAGGUUGAAUAUUUACAAAGAAGUGUUUAAUAUGUUGGACACGUUAUGUACCGAAAACACCCCAAAUUUGAGUAUCAGUUCUGGAAUGCCGCUAGAAAGUGACGCCCGAUUGCUGGUCAACCAAUUAAUCAGCGAUAUUUUGGAAUACCCGGACGAAAUUUUACACGUGGCUCUGUAUGAUUGGAUGAUGAAGAAACAACUGAGCAGCGAACUAAUUAAAGUCAAUAACACGUCCCUUGAAACUUAUCUGCUUCACACGUCGCAACAGAACCCCGAAAAUGUUGCUGUUGUCGACUUGUUGUGGAAAUAUUACGAAAAUAAUAAUAACCACGCAGCUGCCGCCAAAAUCCUUGAUAGUCUGGCGUCAAAAACGGGGAAUUCGCUGAAUUUGAAAGAGCGUUUGGAGUAUUUGACACGUGCCAUAAUGUGCAUGCGGAGUGACAAAGUGGGCUAUGCCCCCUAUUUGGGGGUUUUCCUGCGGGAUCUUGAGGAUAAAAUGGAAGUGGCUAAAGUGCAAGAGCAGAUUUUGGACGCUGUGAUUGGCUUAAGGGAGUCACACCCGGCAGCUGAGGACGCGAUCAGGGCUUUGAAUUCUGGGUUGUACCAGAUUUCGCAAUUGUAUGAAAAUUUCGCUGACCCGCUCGAGCUGUGGGAAUGCCAGCUUGCCAUUAUCGACUGUGCUGGGUACACAGACGAGAAUUUAAUUGAGAAAAUUUGGCGCAAUAUUUUGAGGCGUGAAAUUAGGAAAAGUACCGGCAAUCCCAAUAACAGAAUGGCCCAAAUUUUGGCCAAAGUCAAGCACGUGGCGCGACAAAGUGGCACUUCAACCCAGUGUUUCCCCAUUGCAUUUCUUGUUUCCGAACUGGAGCAAUUGUCGACGUAUUUAAAAGCGGACCGGUCUUUUGUUCCCAAAGCUUUCGUCGCGAUGGAAUUUCCGCUUGAAAGUCUGCUUGAAAUUUACAACAGGCUUAUAUCUUCCAUUUCUGAGAUUCAAAUUUGGCAAAAGGAAGAGAACGAGUUUCAUUUAUUUGAAGCUGUGGCUGCACUUAUUGAGACGUUUCUCAACAGUCAUGAAGCGUACAACAGCGUGCAAAAGCGAAAAAUUAUUUCGCAGUGUCAGGACACAGUGGCCAGUCUUUUAUCAAUUUUGUACAGUAAAGCCAACACUGAGGAACUAAUCAAUAUGUUGAGAGGCAUUCAGAGCAAAUUGUCAAGGUUGUAAAACGGGAAGUUUGUGCCUAGAUUAUUGUGUUCACUAAUUUGAAAUAUUGGUCUUAUUUUAUAUUUUAAGAAUUUACAAACAAAUAAACUGAUUUUUUCUAA